Messenger RNA from Oxyura jamaicensis (ruddy duck), 4545 nucleotides. It is a transcript of the gene PFKFB2, whose product is annotated as 6-phosphofructo-2-kinase/fructose-2,6-biphosphatase 2. The record is from RefSeq and is a predicted model, not a curated record. Gene Ontology annotation, molecular function: fructose-2,6-bisphosphate 2-phosphatase activity; ATP binding; 6-phosphofructo-2-kinase activity. Gene Ontology annotation, cellular component: cytosol. The coding region runs from base 67 to 1557 and encodes 496 amino acids. Gene Ontology annotation, biological process: fructose 2,6-bisphosphate metabolic process; fructose metabolic process. The transcript is spliced from 16 exons. NCBI's taxonomy places the organism in Eukaryota, Metazoa, Chordata, Aves, Anseriformes, Anatidae.
GGCACCGUGCGGGGCAGCAGCGGGGCCCUGCGCGGCGGGGAGAAGCAGUGCUCGUGGGCGUCCUACAUGACCAACUCGCCCACCCUCAUCGUGAUGAUCGGGCUGCCCGCCCGCGGCAAGACCUACGUCUCCAAGAAGCUGACGCGCUACCUCAACUGGAUCGGGGUGCCCACGCGAGUGUUUAAUUUAGGGGUGUACCGCCGGGAAGCAGUGAAGUCGUACAAGUCCUAUGAUUUCUUCAGGCACGAUAACAAGGAGGCCAUGGAGAUCCGCAAGCGCUGUGCCUUGGUGGCUCUGGAAGAUGUGAAAGCUUACCUCCUGGAGGAGUGCGGGCAGAUCGCCGUGUUUGAUGCGACCAACACAACUCGAGAAAGACGGGACCUGAUCUUAAAUUUUGCUAAAGAAAACGCUUUCAAGGUGUUCUUCGUGGAGUCCGUCUGUGACGACCCGGAGGUGAUCGCUGCCAACAUCCUGGAAGUGAAAGUUUCCAGCCCCGACUACCCGGAGAGAAACAGGGAGAACGUGAUGGAUGAUUUCCUGAAGAGGAUCGAGUGCUACAAGGUCACCUACCAGCCCCUGGAUCCCGACGAGUACGACAAAGAUCUUUCCUUCAUUAAAGUGAUCAAUGUGGGACAGCGGUUCCUAGUAAACAGAGUCCAGGAUUACAUCCAGAGUAAAAUCGUCUAUUACCUAAUGAACAUUCAUGUCCAGCCGCGUACCAUCUACCUUUGCCGACAUGGUGAGAGUGAAUAUAAUCUUGUUGGCAAGAUUGGUGGGGAUUCUGGUCUGUCACCACGAGGGAAGCAGUUUGCCCAGGCCCUGAAGAAGUUCAUCGAGGAGCAGGAAAUCGUCGACCUGAAGGUUUGGACGAGCCAGCUGAAGAGGACGAUCCAGACGGCCGAGUCGCUGGGGGUGACGUACGAGCAGUGGAAGAUUCUCAAUGAGAUCGAUGCCGGGGUAUGUGAAGAAAUGACCUAUGCAGAAAUUGAAGCCAAGUAUCCUGAUGAGUUUGCCUUGAGGGAUCAAGAAAAAUACCUUUAUCGCUAUCCCGGAGGAGAGUCCUACCAGGACUUGGUUCAGCGCCUGGAGCCGGUAAUUAUGGAGCUGGAACGUCAAGGCAACGUCCUCGUUAUCUCCCACCAGGCAGUUAUGAGGUGCCUCUUGGCUUAUUUUCUUGACAAGAGCGCAGAUGAGCUGCCCUACCUGCGGUGCCCCCUGCACACCAUCCUCAAGCUCACCCCGGUUGCAUAUGGUUGUAAAGUGGAGACAAUUACCCUGAACGUGGAAGCAGUGAACACCCACCGUGACAAACCUUCUCUGAACUCAAACAACCUUCCCGCCAGCCAAAGCCCAGUGAGGAUGAGAAGGAGCAGCCUCACCCCGCGGGCCAGCACAGACACAGAGCAGCGCCCGCGGCAUCACAGCGUUGGGAGCAAGCCCCUCGACCCGCUGGGGCCCUUCCCCUUCCUGGAAGCUCGAGGUGGAUCUGGUCGGCCGCGGCUGCCAGCCGGUGUCCAGCCUCCAGUGGGAAAUGCUUGCCUAGGAUGGCUGGUUUAGCCAUGUAGAGGCUGGUGGCUUCACCUCGAAGGCAGCCGGGACAUCGGCGGCCGGGAGGAGCGCGGGGAGCCCCGAGCUGGCAGCACCAUGGGGAGCACAGUGAGCCCUGGGCGCUCCGGCCAGCAGUGUCCUCGCUCGUGUGCUUCGCAGCCUCUGUGUCCUGUCCUUCCGAAUGCUGAAAUGUCUACCAGUGACACUGGAGAGAUUUUAUCAUGAAGAUUUUUAAACCGCUUUUAAUGUGCAUGUGUGCGUGUGAGCAUGCGCGUCCUCGAGCCUGCUGGGAGAGGUGCGUGCUGCUCGGCCCCGCGGGGGUUGGGGUCAUCCCCUGCACCUCUCCUCCCGUCGGAUGGCGUGAGUAUCUGCAGCGUGUGCGAGGACGAAGCUGUUUUCUGUACAUUUCUGUACUUGCUGAAGUAGCUUUUAUUGGAAGAUGUUCUCAGCACGCCUAAUCCCAUUUAACUUUGCUUUCGUGGCUGCUGAUUUGAAUCCCCAUAUGUGAGCCUCUUUCUUUGGUUUGGGAAGGGUUUUUUUGCACGUGGCAAAGCAGAAGGUGUGUAUGGGGUUGGCUGAUCCCGGGAGAAGCUCCCUGUGAGGGGACAGAAGUGCCCAGUGCCCUCUGCAAACAGUCAAGCUGCCAGUGCUGCUGCCCGUGCUGCAAGCCUCGCCCUGUCCGCCUUUCUCCUGGGCUCUGUGGAUGCUUUUCUCUCUUGCAACAGAAACUCCUCGUUCUGCCCUGCAUUGUUUUGCUCCUGCAUUCCACAUUUAAUGUCCUGUUCCUUUUACCUUUGCCAAAAACCUCUCAAAAUAAGCUUGGAUGUUUGUCCGUGCGUGCUUGCACACGAGCAGUGAAUCCACAGGGCUCAGUUUGUAGACAGAGGCUGAGUAACAUUAAUUCCGCAGAACAUUUCCUAUUUCUCAAGUUACUGUUGUUUUCAGAGGCUGUGGGUGAGGUGAGGAGGAGCAGCGAGGCCAUGCGUGCAGGGUUGUAAGCAGCACGUGUUUUUUUAUUUGUUGUCUCUUGUACCAAGUUUUAGCCCCAAGUUUUAGGCAACACAUUUCUAAACUUGCAUACGAUUAAGCUGUGAAAGUUACUGGUGUUUAUUGCUGCCUUUCAGAGAGUUUAAGCUCUUUUAGUACUUAGGACACGGUGCAACUCCUGUGGCGCUGGCUGCCAGUUGCUGGAGCACCCUGCUGAGCUGGGGGGCAGGCGACCCCCCAGAUGUUCAGUUUUGUCCCACGAGCCUUGACUCGUGUUUUGCCAAACUCCAUUUGUCUCACUCCUACUGUUCUCAGACUCCUACUGUCUUUUAUAACAAAGACAAACCUGUCAGGCUUGCAGUCCCGAGGUUGGGUGAAGAAACGGGCGUUUAGCUACAAGCAGGAGGCUGUUACGGACCUGCUGCUUCCAGUAACUCCAGGAUCUGUGUGAGCAACCUCUGGGACCCAGCCCGCUUAUUGUAAAGGCAUAAAUAAAUGCCAGGCACACCCCACCUGACCCCCAGAAAUGCAGGCUUUCUCUGCCCUUGCUGCCGAGGAGCUCAGCAGCCCGAAGCCUGAGGUUUACCUGGGGAUUUUGAGAGCUCAGAGCCAGUUGUUUUAAACGUUCCCUGAGCUUUAAUUCUCUACAGCUGAGAUAGAGAGGGCCACGGGUACGGUGCUUAGAAAUAAACCAGAAAAAGGGAAGGAGGGAAAUGGGGGGAAAAAAUGAAGGAAGAGGUUUGUAGCCUGCAUAGCAUAGCAGUGCUCGCUGAUGCUUUCUGCCCCUUUCCGCAGUAAUCCUCUAAACGCACAAAGCGGCGCCGGGACAGGCUGCCUGCCUCUUCAACAGACCUGCUGCACGGGAAGAGCCCGUGGAAACUCACUGUGAGAUGUUAACGCACAACAUGCUGCCGUGACCGUACACGGUGAUAAGGAGUUAGUUACAUUUGUAUCAUUGAGUAGGUAUUGGGUGUACUGAGACAGAUGUCUCUUUUUACCUGCCAGAACUCACAAAUGUAGCUCUAAUACAUUGGCAGUCGUAACUGUUAAAUCACUGCUAAAAAUCGGGACAGAGCCUCCCAGACCCAUCUGCAGGAGUCAGGAUGCGAGCCUCAGUGCUUUAAAGCCUAAAUAUAGCUUCUCCUCCUGCUUUUUAACUUGUAAAAGGUGUAAAUACGUGCGUCUGUAAAGCAGGGCAUUAGAAAAUUUUGUGGAGACCAUGUGUGGGGGAUGGCAGCGAGCGCAUGCCUCUCCCCAUGCCCAAACGGCCGGGUGGGUGCCAGGUAUUUCCUUGAAACCACCUGAUUCCCUUGGCACUAUUCAUGCAAAUACCCCAGAAUAAACAAAGAUUGCACAAUUUACAUGAAUUUAAGAUUAGCAGGGGCUUGUGCUGUUGGUCAUAGCAAAGCCAUUGUGUUAGGCUAAGCAGGUCCAAGCCCUGUUCAAAGCACUCCAGUAGCUCCUGAAGGGCUGAGUGUAGCUGUGUGGAAGUGGACUUGUCUGCUUCAUGAGCCUUGCACCAAGACUAGAUCUUUUUCUGCAUUUCCCUGUCUUUCUCCAUCCAUGUUCUGCAUCAGAGGUGCAGUGAGCACUGCCACAGUGAAUGCCGUCCCUGUGGUUUGGGCGCUUGCAGGCACAGCAGCGUUAUGUCCUGGUUUAGAGAAAAAUGUCAUCAAACGUGCAAAAUCUGUUCAAUUUCUGCUGCCAGCAGGGCUGGGGCCCUGCCCUGUGCUGGUCUCAGGGUGCUGGCAGCGCUGCGCCUCGCUGCUGCUGCAUCGCUGAGCGCUGCUCGCAAGCUGCAUCUCUGCAUGGCAUGCCUGGCGAGGUGGAUGUUCCGUGUUUACUUGCCAUUUUGCUACAUUACUGCUUUCUAAUGAUUUUUUUUUCAGCUUUUUAGGAAACAACAAAAAAAAGCAGUGUAUGCAAACUUGUGUUGCGUGUCAUGUAUUCUUUGUUGUUAUGCAUAAAUAUCCCAUGGGCAUUUAUUUACAAUAAAGAGAUUAAAGAAAC